Molecule: messenger RNA, 782 nt
Organism: Aspergillus candidus
Lineage: Eukaryota; Fungi; Ascomycota; Eurotiomycetes; Eurotiales; Aspergillaceae
Exons: 1
Coding region: 157-666 (169 amino acids)
Source: RefSeq, a predicted model, not a curated record
GUCUUUGUAUGCAUGGUCUGGUUAAGACGGUUUUUAGCGAUCGGGCGCAAGUGUUUUACGCUACUGCUGCUGGAUACUAAUGAGGCGCCCUAAGUGGACGAUGAUCCUUUCCCGCCCACGUUCAGUACGUGGCCACGGAAGAAUUGCUAGGUGUGGAUGCAAUGGCAUUGUUGGGGGUUCCGAUCCCUUUCUGCAAAUCGACGCCGCUACUUGAGUCCCCGGGAUCUGGUCGAUGGGGGGGGGAGUGCUUUCGGACUUUUUACCCUGGCAGGGCAACGAGCAAUCAAUCAACGCCGGCGGUCGAGCCAGUCGCAAAGAUGGAUCUACUCCGGUAGGCUUGGAAGGCAAUGGAGCACCAUGAUUCGUUUCCCAGGCGGGGUUCCCUUGCAGUGGGCGUCUGUCGUAUCUGGCUCUCACGUCGCAUCAUUCCCAUCUCUCUCUCCCUCCUCUUCCCUCCACACCCACACCCCCCUGCUGGCCGACCAACCCUAUCUCCCACUCUCCUCCAAUCCUUCCACACCCCCUCCGCUUCCUUUUUGCAAGUUUUCCUGCAGGUUCGCGCUGGUUAUCCGCAUACUCGUUCAAUCAUGUGACCGUGAUGUGCCAGGUGUCGUCCAAUGUCCUGGGUCGGUUGGUCCGGGGGCAAAGCUCGGGAUAUCGCUUUGAUGAUCCCAGUCCACUGGACUAGUUGACGGUCGAUGUGGGACGCUCUAAAUCUUGUCAGACAUAUCGACUUGCUGCAGGUGCGGCAUCCGUGGCCCGCUGAUUGCUGUGUCGUUGAC